CCAUCGUCCAAACCACUGCCCCCAUCUCCCUUCUCAAUCCCCUUCUCCCGGCCGCCUCCGCGCUGCUCAUGGAAACGCCUUCUAGAUGAGCCAGCAACAUCCUUGGGGCUCCGCAAGACAGCACCAGACCGCACGGCUAACUCCCAUAUCAACCGCAUUCGCGCAAGAACAACGCAACACUCCCUCCCCUAGCAGUUCGCGCCCUGGCUUUUCUCCCGCUGCCUCUAACUUCCCAUCGCUACCCCCCUCUUCUGCUCGACACGUCGGGAGCCGCAAGUCGUCGGCGGCCUCGUCGACAAGCUCACUCUUCUCCCCCUCCCACACCGGACAGCAGCUCCCGGUCAGCCAGCUGCUGUCCUCCCGGACUAGGACCAUAGCGCCGCAACCCGUCUCGCAACUGGCGUCCUCCGCUGCCGCCUUGCCUACCGCAUCGCAGAGUGGUGGUGGUACCUCGAGCAGCGGCGGAGGGGCCCCCAAGCUUGCCCGCGGCUCGCCUUCACUCUCAACCUCGAGUACCGUCGGAUCGCCAAAUACGUCUGCAAACCCUGCUACUAGCGCGGCGGGCCAGAGUCUGGCCCGGAUUGUCAUUGCACAAGUCUUCCUACUGCUCAGCCAGUUUGGGACUGUGAAGGACGAAAAGGAUCGAGCUAAGUGGGACACACAGGCUGAGCAGAUUCGCAAGCUGAUCGAUUCGAACGGUAUGGAGGUCUUUGCGAAGUACUUCCGGCGUCUGCUACAGAACAAUGCCGGGCAGAUAUUUCCCACUACGGGGAGAACAGCGGAGCCAAACGGCAGCUACCAGCUACUGGUGACCGAGAUGCAGAAGAUCAAGAAGGAUCCCGAGCAAGCUGCAAGGAUUGCAGAGUCGAUUGAUUCGCCCGAGGGCGACCUGUUUCGCGACUUUGACCUCUCCGCCUUCAUGUCGCAUUUCCAGCUGGACCCCAUUGAGAAGGCCACGCUAGCUCUCGCAUUCAGGUCAGCUAACAAGGCGGACCUCAGGACAAAAGCCGACGCAAUCCUCUCGAGCCUUGACGAAGAGCUCAUGGUGGCCAUCGCUUCUGACGAGCUUAGCACUGACUUCCUAGCUUUUCUCCUCGAACGGCUCCUUCAAGACCCACCCCGGGAUUGGAAUGAGGAUAAGAAGUCUUCGUUGUCAUACGUCGUGCACCACCGGUUCCAGGCAUAUCAAGCUAGCCCCCCGGUCGAGAUCCUGUCAUUGCUCAUGCUGGUCGAACUGACGAAUGCGUCGCAAAAUCCUUUGGUGAAGCUAGUACAACGCGCUGGUCCGCGAGCCACAGUGACCGUGGAUUCGUGCAAAGAAAUGCUUGCAUCCGCAGAGAUGCGCGACAUCAGCUACCAGCAAGUUGCCAAUGUUCUUCUCUACAUGGCUAUCUCUCAGGGCGGUCAAGCAUACAAUGCGAAGAAUUUUGUAGCGGCACUACGGGAGCAUCGGGCAGGCCAGCGAUUGGACUGGCAGGAUGUUGUUCAUGCGUUUGAUCGAGAAAACGUCCGAAUUACGAAGCCUCAGUUGCUCACCCUAGUCGACGCAUUGCUCCCUAUCGCGAACGAAACGGAAACGUUCGAUCUCCAGCUACUGUGGGGUGGUGAAUGGACGAACGAGUUGACCCAGCUAUACUUUGUCACGGCCUUACUCUCUUGUACUCCAGAGGAACUCGAUGCAUCCCAAAUACCACGGCUAAGGGUGUCCUAUACCACGAAGAUGUUUGAGGGAGCUCCUACUGAAGUUAAGACGUUUGCAGAGCAGGCAGUAAAGCACCCCUAUGUCUCCCUAGAUGCCACAACCGCACUGUUUAGCAUGAUCUUCAGAUCUUCAGAGGCUUAUCAGCAGGCCCAGAUGCUCGGUAUUCCGGACGCUAUCAUCAACUCGCAUACCGCCGAGUUUCUUGUCGCUGCGGCCGGAGUCCCAAAACCAUGGGGUGCCCUACAAGAGCAAGCCUUGAAACAGCUGUUUGAUCCAUUUUUUUCGAAGCACUUGGUGCCGUACAACUUCGUUCUUUAUGGGCUUUGGCAACAAGAUAACCAAUGGCUGGUCGAUCGAUUCAUCGACGCAUACAGCAACGACUCAAGGUCCUUAACUCUCAUCAUGGAUCAUGCCCAAGCCAAUGGCUGGCUUGAAGCUUUGAUUCGGGCCAACGCCGAAUUCAGUCUGGAUCUUGCCGCCCAGGCGCACGCUCGAGGUCUCUUUGAAAUCGAGCCAUGGUUACAGCAGACCUUUGAACAAAAUGGCGCCUUCUUCCGCAGAGUUUUAACCGCCUUCCUCGGCCAGAGAGCUACAGAGGAGAUGGAGAGCUUGCGCGAUGAUCAUCAUCCCCUAAUCCUACCGCUCGCAGUCAAAACUGUUCAUCCCAUGCUGUGGUUUCUCGCCGAAUGUGGACUUCCUGAAUCAGAGCUUCUUCCCUUGCAGAGAAAAUGCAUACAAGCUUUCCCGCGUCUGAUCAACUAUGGUGAAGGCGUGGACGAGAUCAUAGAUUCGAACGGCGAAAAUGGAAACGCUCUUCCGGAAGAUGCCGAUAAAAAGAUGCAGGAGCACUUCAAAAAUAUGUACAGCGGUGAAAGCGAUGUCCGUGACAUCAUCACGAUCUUGAAGAAAUACAAGGAAUCGCAAGAUCCUGCUGAUCAAGACCUUUUCGCUUGCAUGAUCCAUGGUCUCUUUGAUGAGUACAACUGCUUUGGGGAGUAUCCCUUGGAAGCUUUGGCCACCACGGCUGUUCUCUUCGGCGGCAUCAUCAGCUACAACCUCCUAUCUCGGAUUGCUCUCCAAGUGGGCCUGGCAAUGGUUCUCGAGGCUGUACAAGAAUACCGACCUGAGGAUUCCAUGUACAAAUUCGGACUUCAAGCUCUCCUUCACUUCUCAAACCGACUCUCUGAGUGGCCCAACUACUGCGAUCAACUUCUCAUUGUACCUGGCCUCCAAGGAACCGAGAUCUACACUAAAGCUGAAGAAGUGGUCCAACAACAGGAGAGCGAAAUUAACGGAGAUACUCAGAACGGCAUUGAUAUGACAAAUGGGACCAAUAUGGACGACUUGGUUCCGCCAGAGUCCAUCGUACCUAAGUUCACUUGCCUUCACGUAGGCCCACCUCUGAGGGAGGAUUCCUAUGAACCGCCCGAUGAAGAAGUUCAAGACAAGGUCUUGUUCGUUCUCAACAACGUGUCAGAACGCAACCUCAAUGAUAAAAUCCACAUCCUAACGGAGUCUGUGGAGGAGAAACAUCAUCAAUGGUUCGCUAGCUAUCUGGUCGAGGAGCGAGCGAAGGUGCAGCCGAAUUUCCAAAAACUGUAUCUUACCAUGUUAGAUCUCUUCAACGACAAGAUGCUUUGGGAGGAAGUCCUUAGGGAGACCUAUGUUGCGGUCAUAAAGAUGCUGAACAGUGAUGCGGCGCUAGGAUCUACCGAGCGAACGCAUCUGAAAGCUCUCGGUGGUUGGCUCGGAUCGCUCACGAUCGCUCGCAACAAACCAAUCAAAUUCCGCAACAUAUCAUUCAAAGACCUUCUGAUCGAAGGCUACGACACAGACCGCCUUUUGCUUGUCAUUCCCUUCACUUGCAAGGUUCUUGUGAUGGCAGCUGAGUCAGACGUCUUCAAGCCGCCAAACCCAUGGUUGAUGGAAAUCAUCCAUGUUCUUAUGGAACUCUACCACUACGCUGAUUUGAAACUCAAUCAAAAAUUCGAGAUUGAGGUCCUCUGCAAAGGGCUUAAUCUCGACCACAAAGACAUUGAGCCAUCUGACAGCAUUCGAGCAAGGCCCCAAGUUAACGAAGAAUAUCUCGGACCUAUAGUUCCCGACGAGCUAGAGGCCUUCAAUAAUUUAUCUCUCAUGAGUCUCAAUCGAGCUCGUGGUCCAAGCGAACGCUUCUCGUCUGCUGCGAUUACCUCAGGCCUCCCCGAUUUCUCCAACCAGCUUAUCUAUCCGCCGUCCGGAAACAGUGUAGUUCCGCCAACAACCCUGAAGAAGAUCUUUCUCACGGCUGUUAACCAAGCCAUACAAGAGAUCAUCGCCCCGGUGGUGGAGCGGUCGGUUACUAUUGCGGCUAUUUCGACAUCGCAGCUCGUCAGUAAGGAUUUUGCCAUGGAAGGAGAUGAGGAGAAGCUACGUAAGGCCGCUCAUACAGUUGUGAAGUCAUUGUCUGGAGCUUUAGCCCUUGUCACCUGUAAAGAGCCGUUGCGCAUGAGCAUCAUGAAUAAUAUCCGAGUCAUGGCGCGGGAUCUCCCUGAGCAAGCCCUACCCGAGGGCCACGUGCUCAUGUUUGUCAACGACAAUCUAGAUCUUGUUUGUGGCACCGUGGAGCACGCGGCUGAGAUGUCAUCAAUGGCCGAGAUCGAUAUGCAGAUAGAGGAGGCAGUGAGGAUGCGACGGAUUUUCCGGAACACCCGACCAAACGAACCCUACAAGGAUGGCAGUAUUAGUCCUUGGGCAUUCUACAUCCCUGAGCCUUACAAACAGACCAAUGGCGGCCUGAACCGAGAGCAGCUAGCAAUCUAUGAAGAGUUUGGAAGGCAGUCCAGAGGUCUCCCCCACGGAAACAACGCGUCGCAGGAUAGUGGACGACAGGUUCCUGACGUCUUGCAGGAUCAAUUUGCGGCGGUUCCCAACCUCCCAACCCCAGCCACGGCUCCAGCUGAGCCACGACAAGUCACACAGCCGCCACGUCUUCAAAGCCUUCCGUCCGCCCAUGUUCCCCCAACUGCUCAGCUUAACGGAUUUAUGGAGCCUUCCGGUCCAGAGCGCGGGCAGCGUAAUGUCGAAGAACUCUUUGUGGAGUUGACGCGGACUGCCAAAGAAGCACCAGAGGAACGCCUUGGUGAGCUUCGACAAGGCAGCCCAAUCCAUCCUAUCUUUGAACAGCUCAUCUCAACUAUCGAAUAUGCCGGAGUGAACAAAGACCACCUGGCUUUUCGAAUUGCUGGGACCGUCACGAACUAUCUCUUUUCAGAACAGCUCAACCGCUUGGAAGUUGAGGUCUUAACUCAUCUCCUAUCAACACUGUGCCAGCUUUCCGUUCAGACCUCCAGACAGGUUCUCAUGUGGCUGGCACAGAUUCACGACGACGACCGCCUCUUCAACGCUACCGUUAUGAUUUGUUUGAUGGAUGUUGGCCUCAUGGACAUGCAUCGACUCAAUACCACCAUUGCCAAAGCCAUCCAGCAACGACGGCUUGCUGCAGUGGAGAUGCUCUCCAAUAUUAUGGAUGAUAUUCUCCUUAACGAGUAUCCAAGUGCCCUACGUGCCGACUUUGCGUUGUCUAUCGAUGCUCUCACCAGCUGGCUAGCUGAAGAUCCUACCUUUGAAAUUGGGAGACAGCUGAUAUCGAAGCUGCAAAUUCUCCCUACAGAGCAAACUGUGACCCCGCCGGCAACCGGAAAGAAAGACCAAUUGGAAUACAUAUUUGAUGAAUGGGUUCAUCUCCAACUUCCAGAUACGCCAAAGAAGUCCAUCGCUGCCUUCAUCUACCAAUUACAUCAGAUGAAAGUCCUGAAGACCCAAGAAGACUCCAUCGAAUUCAUUCGAACUUGUAUCGACGCCUCUGUUGCAUCCUACGAGCGCGAAGAAUUGCUUCCGUUCGGCACAGGAAACCCAGAUACCGCAACCAUCAACGUAGACGCUCUUGGAAAGCUGAUUGUCUCUCUUGUUGUUUACCAAGGGGAAGAAGACGGAGCGGUCAAGGAAAGCAAGGCGAAAUAUCUUGACAGCAUGCUCUAUGUGGUGAUCUUUGUCCUCUGCAAUCACCAACAAACACGUGGCGAGCGUUUCCCCCAAAAGGUCUUCUUCCGAUUACUUUCGGCAAUUCUGUUCGAGCUCAAUGAAUCAGCAAAAGAUAAUGCCUUUGCUGGCUUCAAAGCCGAUAUUUUCCUGGUUGUCGCCAAGGCCUUUCUGGUGUUACAACCCCAAAACUUCCCACAGUUUUCUUUCUCUUGGUUGGCCUUGAUUGCACAUCGAAUCUUCAUCCCCGCCCUGCUGGAUGAUUUCCCUUCAGAAAACGAUACCAAAGACAAGCGAUGGGACAGCUACGCACAACUGAUGGAGACCCUGCUCACAUAUACUGGCCAAUUGAUCAAGCCGGCGAGUGAGAGUCUCAUGGCUCAAAACUUCUAUCGUGGGGUGCUUCGAGUUCUGCUAGUUAUCCACCAUGAUUACCCGGAGUUCCUUGGAGAGAAUCACUUCCGAUUCUGCAACGCACUUCCAAUGCACUGCACACAACUGCGCAAUCUCAUUGUUAGCGCAUACCCAACUGACAUCAUGGAGAUGCCGGACCCUUUCACUACUGGUCUGAAAGUUGACCGCCUCGAAGAUAUUCGUCAGAGCCCCAACGUUCGCGCCGACAUUGACCAGAUUCUUAGUCAUGCGGGCAUCAAGGACACGCUCGACGACUUACUGCGAGCUUCAGAGCCAAGUACAGAGGAUGUGGAGAAAGUCUGCAAUGCCACGUACUAUGGAGAGCCGAAGCCUGCCGGGUUUGAAUUAGUAGCCACUACAGCCAAUCCUGCCUUGAUCCACGCAAUCAUCCUUUAUGUUGCCUCCACGACUCUGGCGUCACAGGGCUCGAAGGAGCGAGGCUUCAAACCUGAAUCGUCUGCCGCGAGACUGUUGGAGCAACUAGCUAAAGAACUUGGACCUGAGGCCAAAUAUCAUUUCAUUAGCGCAAUUGCUAACCAGCUUCGCUGGCCUAACGCUCAUACUCACUACUUCACAUAUGCGCUUCUUCACCUAUUUGGCCCUCCAAAUAACGACCCGCAAGUCCUAGACGUUCAACAGACCAUCACGAGGGUUCUUUUGGAGCGACUGCUGGUCCACCGCCCUCAUCCCUGGGGAUUGAUCAUCACACUUCUAGAGGUUCUCCAGAACCGCAUGUACGCGUUCUGGGACUUGCCAUUUGUUAAGGCUGCCCCAGAGGUCGAGCGAUUGUUCAACGCUCUUUUUGCUCAUGUCCGUCAGAGCCCUCGCCCACUUGUCUAGGCAAACUUGCGCGCCACCUAAUUACAAGCGCAAUACCAACAUCGAAACCUCCGAACCAUAUUGUUGGUGCGCGUGAGCGGCGCAGCUAACUAUUUCCCGAACUAAUGUCUGCUCUUCUCCAAUGCAUUUGCGUGGGGUUAUGGGGAUUUUCUCUCUA
Molecule: messenger RNA, 7133 nt
Organism: Lindgomyces ingoldianus
Lineage: Eukaryota; Fungi; Ascomycota; Dothideomycetes; Pleosporales; Lindgomycetaceae
Product: Not1-domain-containing protein
Exons: 4
Coding region: 86-6976 (2296 amino acids)
Biological process (GO): nuclear-transcribed mRNA catabolic process, deadenylation-dependent decay
Cellular component (GO): CCR4-NOT core complex; P-body
Molecular function (GO): molecular adaptor activity
Source: RefSeq, a predicted model, not a curated record